Messenger RNA from Xenopus laevis (African clawed frog), 3494 nucleotides. RefSeq names its product embryonal Fyn-associated substrate S homeolog (gene efs.S). Gene Ontology annotation, biological process: cell surface receptor protein tyrosine kinase signaling pathway; cell migration. The record is from RefSeq and is a predicted model, not a curated record. The transcript is spliced from 6 exons. Lineage: Eukaryota; Metazoa; Chordata; Amphibia; Anura; Pipidae. Gene Ontology annotation, cellular component: focal adhesion; cytoplasm; plasma membrane. Bases 1273 to 3276 code for a protein of 667 amino acids.
AUUAAAAUUUUCAUGUCGUUCCUAUUCAAUCGAAUGUUAAAUGGUCAAGUUUUUUCAUAACUAACCUCCCAGUCGAGUUAUGAGUACAUUAAAAUUUAUUAGAAUUAAAAAAAUUCACAUAACUUCGAAAUUCGACCUUUGAUAAAUAACCCCCUUAGACUACAAUUUAGGUUUGCACAUUCUCAGUACAGUCUAUUCCCACAAUUUUAAGCUAUUGCACAUGAGUAAAUCUAAAUAUGACAGAGGGACCACUGGGAAAGAAAGGUAACGUGGUGUUCCAGUGCAGCGAUUCAAACCCCAGGCCGGUGCAAAGCUAAUGAUUUUAUUCAUUGUGGAGUGCCCAAAAUGUUGACACUCUUCAGUAAAUAGGUCAUUCCUCGAAUUUUAAUUCUGUAUAAGAGACAUGAAAUCAGAGCAAUGUGGCCACCCCCAGAGUGAGCAAGUUGCAUAUGUUCCCACAAACUGGUUGCCUGGCUGGCUGGCCCACAUCUGUUCCUCUGUAAAUGUUUAUGUUUUGACAACUCAUGAGGUAUAUGCAGUUUUCACAGCUCACUUCUGUUUUAAUACAGGCUUUAAUAUAUGGUAAUAGCUAGAGGAUUCCUCUAACAAGCUUGAACUGCUGCACAGAUGUCUCUGUUUUAGAUUUUCUGGUGCAUGAUCCUUUAUGUAUGGGGCAUUGAAGAACACAGACCUUGCAUGACUGAAUUGGUCCUCAGGGUAUAGAAACUGGACCUGGUGCAUCUGGCACAAACAUGCAGGGCACGCAAUGAUAUCUAGGAAACAUAUUGCCCUACGUAACACCCAUAUUAUUCGUGCUGGCUGCCCCCAUUAUUUCAAUUCAUUUCAGUUUUAAACAUCUUUCUCUAAAGAUGCUGUAGCAGAGACUCAAAUAGACCCUGAUGGUUCCUAAUUAUAUUGAUAUAACACCCUCUUCCCUUAAUGAUGAUGGUGCAGUGUUUAUGAUUGGUGAGGAUGUACAUUCUGUGAUUAUAUACCUUGUCUGUGCCAUAGCUUUUUGUAUUUGUGCAGUUGUAAAAACUGCAACUCUCAUAGAAGAGCUAGCUGGGAGUAGAAGCACAAAAGGCUGCUUAUGCCUUUUCAGAGCUGCAUAUUUUGUGUUCUUCAUGUUAUAUAUGUGUCUGUGUGAGUCGUAUAGCCAUACGUGUCUGAGGACUUUGUUUCAUGCUGCUGAUGAACUGGGUUGUACUGGGCACUGACUGGGACACAGCGCUCUCUGUUUCUUUAUUCUGUCAGGGAUGAUGUCAUCGCCACAUGUUCUCUUCUCUUAAAGUCAUAGGCACCUUCUGCAUAAUGGGAGAGAGACAUGACUUGACACAGCUGGCUCAGGCUUUGUAUGAUAAUUCUGCUGAAAGCCCAGAGGAACUGAGUUUCCGCAGAGGCGAUGUGAUGCUAGUUCUAGAGCGAGAUGCUCCAUCCCUUGGUGGUUGGUGGCGUUGUUCUCUGAGAGGGCAGCAAGGAAUUGCUCCUGGAAAUCGUCUUCAGCUUCUCCCUGAGACACCACAAGAGGAAAGUGAGUAUCAGGCUCCCCGCUUUCUUGGGGUCACAGCAGAGGCUGGAACAGUACAAAAAGUUGAAAAGGGAGCACGGGAAAGAAGGGAGGAACCUAAAAAUCAAGAGAAGGGAUCCGAGAAUCAAACUGAAACUGAGGUAUACCAGGUCCCUUCUGUUGCCCGUCUUUGUCUCUCUUCUCAACCUGCUAGUGCUCAGGAUGACAUUUAUAACUCACCGCGUCUAGUUGGCUCACAUAAACAACAGCCAUCAGAGGUUUAUGAUACUCCUUCUGCACUAAAAAAAGACCCACUUUCAGCAUUAGACACCUACGAUAGCCCUGCAUUAAGGUUAAAGGCUGCAGAUUCAGCUGCUCUGGUGCCCGAGGAGAUUCCAGAAGAUAUUUAUGAUGUUCCUCCUACUUUUAACAAAUCCCCUUUUGAUGAUGAUGAGAAAGAUGAAGGUGUAUAUUCCAUGCCAUCUAACUUGAAGCGGGCAUCAGGGCUCCAAAAUCUGUAUGAAGCUCCUGAAGAUAUUUUAGGCUCAGGACACCUCCCUGAAAUCCUUCAGUCACCAGCAGCUCAGCGCCUCUCAGUAUGCAGCACUGGCAGUACCCGUUCAGCAGAUUCUGCUGGAAGCCGAGAGUCAAAUAUUCCAUCACUUUCUAUAUGGGAACCUCGUAAUGAUGGCACCUGCACGAUGGAAGGCCUGAGGAUGUUACAUCAAGAACUGCAGGUAUCUAUUGUUCCUGUGCUUGCGGGAGUAGAAAAGACUUCAGGGCCAGGAGAUCUAGAUGACUCUGGAACAGCUAAGAAAGUUUUAGGGGCUCUGAAGGAUUUUCUUGUUAUGGCACAUGUUGCUGGGCUUCGUUCUUGCCAGGCCUCGGAUCCUGCUUUGCAUAGGGAACUUUCAGUGCAUCUGGACCAACUGGAACAUGUAGCUAGAGAACUUUUAGACAAAGGCAGUGAAAAGCCAAUGAUGCAGCUAACUCAGGAGCACAGCAAUUGCUUUAUGAGACUAGUUAGUGCCAAUGCUGGCCUUCUUUUUCCGAGACCAAGGCUUUCUUCCAGUGAGAGUCUUUCCCGACGUCCUCUUCCUGCAUUGCCUACAGCCUCUCCUGCCAUCCAACGAAAAGGCAGCAUCCAGGACCGUCCUUUACCACCACCACCACCACCACCACUUCAACAUGUAGCAAGUUCAGAUGAUAUUCACAGCGAGUAUGAAAGGAUACAGUGUAGAGACAAUCAUUAUGUACAUCUGCAGGGUUCCAUUACUGCUCAGAAUAUAUCAAAGCACAAAGACAGACAAACAGAUACGGUUCAAGUCAGCAUCCAGGAGGAGAAACAGAUGGACCCUUUUCCUGAGCUGUCUGAAGAGGAUCGUCAUUUGCUUCAUUUCUAUGCCACUCAGAGCCAUAGCCAUCUACAGACACUAUUGUCCUGUGUAGGAACGUUCCUAGCAAGUGCCAGCUCACAGCCCCCUCGUGUCUUUGUGGGGCAUGGGAAGCAGUUAGUGAUUGCAGCACACAAGCUGGUGUUCAUUGGUGAUACACUUGGAAGAUUGCUUAGUUGCCCUCCCCUUCAGACACGGUUAGCGGGAGAAGGUGCAGUACUGUGUCAGGCACUGAAAGAUGUUGUGCUGGCAACAAAGGAGGCAGCUGCUCUUUACCCAGCCCCUGCUGCACUCAAACAAAUGGCAGUUACAGUCUCAGUGCUUUGUACUUGUGCCCACAGCUUUACAGACUUACUGCAGCACCUGGCUACAUGAGCUCACAGGAUCUGGAUUCCUAUUGAUGGCCUGCUCACAAAUGCCAUAGGACAGAACUUGGCUCUGAAGAUCGGAUGCUGUAUAACAAGCCUGCUAGGCUUUUUUUUUUUUCUAAGCAAGUUAUUUAUUUUGUAUUAUAAACAAGUUGUUUCACUGUGAUACCUAAAUAAAUACUGUAAACUACAGCAUGAUAAUCAAUCAUGCUGUAGAUAAAGAAA